GAGCGCCGCACCUUCCUGCUCGACUGGCCGUCUUGCGGCGCGUCGCCGCGGCUGCCGCUGACCGCCCAGGCGCGGGACGAGCUGCAGGCCAGGGCGCGGCGGCGGAAGGCCGCCGGGCCCCUCUUCAAGGGCGCCGUCUUCGUGCCCGCCGAGUGCCACGCCAGCAGCGCGUCGGGUGGGGUGCCGCUGGGCGAGCACCCCUUCCCCGAGGAGCGCGUCGUGGCAAUGAUAGAGAGCUGGCGGGAGCACGUCGGGAUCGGUAGGAUGGUGCUGGUGGGGCACUCCAUCGGGGGCUUCCUCGCCUUCACGUACGCGGAGCGGCACCCGCAGCGCAUCGACCGCCUGGUCCUGUGCUCCCCCUGCGGGCUCCCCCGGAGGCCAGACGCCCUUGGGGUCUCCGAGGCCGAAUACCUGCAGUGGCGCCAGCGCGCCGACGAAGAGGAGCCGGAGUUCCAGAACGAGUUUGCGAAGUCCCCCUUCGCGAAGCUGAAGCUCCGUUG
Messenger RNA from Prorocentrum cordatum, 500 nucleotides. Lineage: Eukaryota; Dinophyceae; Prorocentrales; Prorocentraceae. The record is from the annotation of a GenBank genome assembly.